CAAUAAGAAGAAGCAACAACCCGCGCAAAACAGCUGAUUUUGUUAUCUGGUCCGCACUUUGAUCGGCCUUUGGAUGAAAUAUGUUAAAGUCAACAUUCCAUUAGCCCCGUCAGCAUGGACUUUCGGAAUGCCCGUGCCCGGCAGCCGGAGAUCGUGAGAUCCGUGCAGAAGGAUGCCCGGUACACCAACGAGCUGGCUGAGGAUUUCUCCGAUGUCCUGCGCCUCACUGGUCCGCGGAACUGGAUAAAGUACAACCAGAUGUGCAGGCUGCUGGCGGAGCUGAGUUACCAUGGAUUCGCCUCGGCCAAUAGCCUCCAGACGCUGGGCGAGGAAUACACGGGUAUCAUUCAAGUGGACGGUAACUACAAGCAGAUCCCCAGCAGAUUGCUUCAACUCAUAGCUAUUGUCCUGGAGUUUGGUGGCGACUCCCUGUUCCAGCGACUGCUGCAAAAAGUGGACGCAUAUGUGGCAAACCACGAGGAGAUCCGACCAGAGGCCAAACCGCAACUCAAGAAGAUCAUACAAAGGCUGAGGCAAUCUCCCAGCUAUGUCAAGGCUCUGCACAAAUCACUUUUCUACUUGGACGCCAGCAAGUACCAGCUGUCCAAGCGCACCACAGGCAUCAACUACGUACUCAUUCGCCACUGGCUGCAGCCGGAAUUCUCGCUGUACGGUUACAAGAUCCUGGGUGUCAUCACAUUCCUGCAGGUCAGCUUUUCGCUGGCCAUCAGUGGCUGGGACGCCUGGCGGGAGCACAAGCGCCAACAGCUGGAAGCUAUUAAGCAGACCGGAAAGAAGUUCCUGCAACGAGGAUCGAGUGUAAGGCACGCAGAUCCAGAUGCCCCACAGUGCAUCCUUUGCCUGGAACCACGCUCUAACAGCAGUUUGACUCCCUGCGGGCACAUCUUCUGUUGGAGCUGCCUGCUCGAAUGGCUGGAGGAGCGGGAUGAAUGCCCCUUGUGCCGGGAGUCACUGAAAAAGUCACAAGUGAUACCGCUACAGAACUAUGCCUAAGAUUGAAUUAAGAUUGCCACUGAUUUGUAUAGCCU
This is a messenger RNA of Drosophila subpulchrella, 1049 nucleotides long. RefSeq names its product peroxisome biogenesis factor 10 (gene Pex10). Gene Ontology annotation, cellular component: peroxisomal membrane. Gene Ontology annotation, molecular function: zinc ion binding. The transcript is spliced from 2 exons. Gene Ontology annotation, biological process: protein import into peroxisome matrix. The record is from RefSeq and is a predicted model, not a curated record. Bases 115 to 1014 code for a protein of 299 amino acids. NCBI's taxonomy places the organism in Eukaryota, Metazoa, Arthropoda, Insecta, Diptera, Drosophilidae.